UUCCAAAAGUUCCCGUUUAUGGGAGAUAAAUUUGAUCUGAAGAAACUCAUGGGAGUCACCAUGCUUGAUGCUGUUAGUAGAGCUAAUACUUUUGUGGCGGAAGUAAUGAGUCAUAAUCCUCGAGAAGUUGUUGUUCCUGUUGUUGGAGGACAUGCAAGAGUUACAAUCUUGCCUCUGCUUUCUCAGGUGAAACUUCCUUGCUCUUUCACUCAAAAAGAGAUUGAGUACCUCACAGACCGUAUGGAGAAUGGUGGCAUUGAAGUUGUCAAGGCGAAAUAUGGUGCAGGUUCUGCGACACUAUCCAUGGUAGAUCUUUAUUUGAAGUUUGCAGAUGCUUGCCUCAAGGGUCUACGAGGUGAUGCAAGCAUUGUCGAGUGUACAUUUGUGGCAACUCAUGUGACUGAGCUUCCCUUCUUCGCAUCAAAGGUGCGUCUAGGAAGAUGUGGGGUCGAUGAAGUGUACGGUCUUGGACCAUUGAAUAAAUACGAGAGGAUGGGACUGGAGAAAGCAAAGAAAGAGCUUGAGGGAGUACUGCGAAAGGUGUUAGCUUUGUGUAGAAGUAAAGACAGUUGA
Brassica oleracea var. oleracea is the source of this 573-nucleotide messenger RNA. RefSeq names its product probable malate dehydrogenase, glyoxysomal. Lineage: Eukaryota; Viridiplantae; Streptophyta; Magnoliopsida; Brassicales; Brassicaceae. Gene Ontology annotation, cellular component: chloroplast; cytoplasm. The record is from RefSeq and is a predicted model, not a curated record. The transcript has 7 exons. Gene Ontology annotation, molecular function: L-malate dehydrogenase (NAD+) activity. The coding region runs from base 19 to 573 and encodes 184 amino acids.